UUACCCCGCUGCCAUCGCUCAUCACCUUUGCAUCUUUCAUCGUGGACAACAACAUCUUGAGGCUUUCUUCUAUUAACCAUGGCUACACCCUACCCCGAACUCGUCUGGACUCAGACUUCUCCUGGAACAUGGCAACGCAGCAUCGACGAGGUCGAGGAGUUCUACGCCUCCAUGCCCGUCCUCUACGAGGGCAGCGGCCUCAUGUUCUUCGCCAUCACCGGCCACAUCUCCCUGACCUUUGACACCACCGGUAUCAGCAACUCUUCCGAUGCUGCUAAACGUGUCGACGAAGCCCUCAAGAGUGCCUGGCUGGCCUUACGUCAAGACCAUCCCACCAUCGCCUCCCAAGUCACUCGGGACCUCACCACGGGCAAAUGGACAAAGACGUACCAGCAACUCAAAGACGAAGCCGACCAGCAGUCCUGGGUCAACAAGACUCUCGUCCCCAUCUCCACCGGUCAAACCGGCGUAGAAUGGGCCAACUCGCAACCACCGGCUCCAAAGAUCCCAACCCUCUUCAUCCUCACCCCGCCAUCCACCACCGCCAACCUCAUCCGCCGCGACCUCGUCCUCCGCUCCCCCCACGACAUCAUAGACGGCAUCGGCACCCUCACCCUCCUCAACAACCUCAUCAACCACGCUUCCAACGCAUUCUCCUCUCCAGACACCCCCAGCCCCCUAACCUUCACCGGCUCCGAGGCCGCAAACCUAAGCCCACCCUACCGCAUCGCCGCCAACGUCCCCCCAACCCUCACCUCCGCUCAAACCGCACGCCUAGCCACAAUGGCCGCUCAGAAAUCCGAAGCAAUGAACCCCCCACCCGGCACCCACCUCAUCGACAUGCCCUACCGCCGCGGCAACCUCCUCCCAGGCAGGCACCAACGCGUCGCAAUCACCCUCACAGCAGACCAAACAGCCCGCCUCACAGCAGCCUGCAAAUCCGCCGGCGCGACCGUAACGCACGCCUUCCACGCCGCCAUCGCCCUCGUGGUCCGCGACAUUCAGCCAUCAUCUGCCCGCGGUCCCGAGGCGAAACGCGUGCGGUACGUGAAUUACAUCCUCCGCAACGAGCGCAGCAGCUGCCAGCCACCAUACAACUCCUCUCAACACCCCGCUGCGCUGUAUCAUUCCGUCCCGGGACAAAGUCUCGUCGUCGACAUGGACGCCAACCCAUCCUCGAACAAAGACGAGUUCCUCCCCGUCGUCCAAAUAAUGAAAGACUUCUACCACAGCGUCAAAGACGAUAAAGAACACUACGCCCUCGCCUCCACAAUCUGGGCCGCAGGGAACCCCACUGUCCCCCUCUCCUCCACCCCUCUCCCCGUGCCGCCGCCCAAGGAACAUCCUUCCGUGUCAAUCUCCAGCAUGGGCCGCGUCGACGGCAUCAUCGCCCCCAAGACGGGCGCCAUCGACGCGUACGAUCCGUGGGUGACUGGCGAGGAGCUCGGCAACGGGCUGGGUCUGUUUUUGGGUACGUUCAGGGGCGAGCUGUGUCUUAGCGCUGCGUUCAAUGAUGCUUGGCAUACUGAGGCUGAUGUCCUGGAUUUCUUGAGACGGUGCAAGGAUGUGGUUUUCCGUGGUUUCGGUCUCUCACAAGAGUAA
Colletotrichum scovillei is the source of this 1602-nucleotide messenger RNA. RefSeq lists its product as uncharacterized. The coding region runs from base 79 to 1602 and encodes 507 amino acids. The transcript has a single exon. The record is from RefSeq and is a predicted model, not a curated record. Lineage: Eukaryota; Fungi; Ascomycota; Sordariomycetes; Glomerellales; Glomerellaceae.